UCCCGAGUAUGAGCCUCCAAGGGGGCGGAGAGACAGACAUUCACAGUCCCGAAGAAGAGUUGAGAAUGUGAGAGCCGAGCCGAGCCGAGCCUCCACGCGGAGGACACUUUGCGACCUUGUGCUCGUCUUGUGGCAUCCUCGAGGAGCUCACACUUUCGACGAGGAGGGAGCCAGCGAUGUUUAGGCAAGCCAACAAGGUGCUCGGACGUGUGCCGCUCAGCUACAUCGAGUAAACCGGAGCGACGUUUUUUUUAAAUUUUAUUUUGUAUUUUUCUUGGGUUGGGAGGGUAAAACCUUCCGACGAGGCGGCUCUCGCGCACGGAUGUAGACGCCCUGAGCUGUUUCUGCUGCUUCUGCUUUGGCUGGAAGUUGGCGGGCAUGCAGGUGAAGAAGCAGCGAGGGUCGAACCAGAGCGGCGGGGACAACAUGCCGCAAGUGGACGACCCCCGCAAGAAGUCGUCCUGCUUCUCAAAUAUCAAGAUAUUCCUAAUUUCGGAAUGUGCUCUCAUGUUGGCGCAGGGGACCGUCGGAGCGUACCUGGUGAGCGUGCUGACCACGCUGGAGCGACGUUUCAACCUGCAAAGCGCUGACGUGGGCGUGAUCGCCAGCAGCUUUGAAAUUGGCAACCUGGCGCUCAUCCUCUUCGUCAGCUACUUUGGCGCCAAGGCCCAUCGGCCCCGUCUGAUCGGCUGCGGCGGCAUCAUCAUGGCGCUGGGCGCCCUCCUCUCGGCCCUGCCCGAGUUUCUGACCAAACGGUACGAGAUUGGCGACACGUGGAGGACGGACGUGGGACGUGACGUGUGCUCCAACGCCAGCGGCAAGGACGUCCAGAUGGCUGAGGACGCCGUGUGCGCAAACAGGACCAACACCAACAUGAUGUACCUGCUGCUGAUCGGCGCUCAGGUGCUGCUCGGCAUUGGCACCACGCCGGUGCAGCCCCUGGGCGUGUCCUACAUCGACGACCACGUCAAGAAGAAAGACUCGUCUCUCUACAUAGGAAUCCUCUUUUCCACACUGGUCUUCGGGCCCGCCUGCGGCUUCAUCCUGGGCUCCGUCUGCACCAAAUUCUACGUGGAUGCCAUCUUCAUCGACACAGAAAAGCUGGGCAUCACCCCGGAAGACCCGCGCUGGAUCGGCGCCUGGUGGGCGGGCUUUCUCCUGUGCGGUGCCUUACUCUUCUGCUCGGCACUGCUGAUGUUCGGCUUCCCCCAGUCGCUGCCCACCAAGGAGCGGGACGAGGCCGCCGACGGCGAGCGGGCCAUUCUGGCCCCGGCUCCUCUGUCUCCCGGCGCCGACGUCCCCAAGACCAGCAAUGGUGCCGCCGGCGACAGUCGGCCGUCCGACAGCCCCACCUGCUGCCAGCAACUCCGGGUGAUCCCCAAGGUGACCAAACACCUGCUGUCCAACCCGGUCUUCACCUGCAUCAUCCUGGCCGCCUGCAUGGAAAUCGCCGUGGUGGCCGGCUUUGCCGCCUUUUUGGGCAAAUACUUGGAGCAGCAGUUCAACCUCACCACCACCUCGGCUAACCAGCUGCUAGGUAUGACGGCCAUCCCGUGCGCCUGCCUGGGCAUCUUCAUGGGAGGCCUGCUGGUGAAGAAGCUCAACCUGUCGGCGCUGGGCGCCAUCCGCAUGGCCAUGCUGGUCAACCUGGUCUCCACCGCCUGCUACGUCUCCUUCCUCUUCCUGGGCUGUGACACGGGCGCCGUGGCCGGCGUCACCGUCAUGUACGGCAACAACACGCUGCAGGUGGGCAAGAAGCCAGAAGCGGCGUGCAUCAGUCAGUGCAACUGUUUCACGUCGUCCAUCAGCCCUGUGUGCGGCUCCGACGGCGUCACCUACCUGUCGGCCUGCUUCGCCGGAUGCACGCGCAACCAAGAUCAGAACCUGAGCGGCUGCGCCUGCGUCUCCUCCGACAGCGAGCUGGCCACGGCGGUCGCGGGCAAAUGUCCGACAGCUGGCUGCCAGGAGACCUUCCUGGUCUUCCUGUGCAUCAUCUGUGUGUGCAGCCUGGUUGGCGCCAUGGCCCAGACGCCCUCCGUCAUCGUCCUCAUCAGGACCGUCACUCCCGAGCUCAAGUCCUACGCGCUUGGCGUCUUGUUCCUUUUGCUGCGACUCUUAGGCUUCAUCCCGCCUCCCCUGAUCUUCGGGGCGGCCAUCGACUCCACGUGCCUGUUCUGGAGCUCGGACUGCGGCGACAAAGGCGCGUGCCUGCUGUACGACAACCUGUCGUAUCGCCGCCUCUACGUGAGCCUGGCCAUCGUCCUGAAGGUGGUGGCCUUCCUCCUGUACGCCACCACCUGGUACUGCCUGCGCCGCAACUACAACACCUACAUCAAGAGCCACGAGGCCAACAUGGCGCCCGGCGACUUCUACCCGUCCCUCUCGGAGGCUCCCAAAGUGGACCGGACGCAGUUCAUAUACAACCUGGGGGACCACGAGUAUUGCGAAAACAUGGAGUCCGUUUUAUAGGCUCUGGCUUUUGGCUGAGGAACUUGAUCGCCCCUUGCCGUAUAUCACGGCCACUGACAUGGUCAUCCUCAACGGGCAAGGGGUCAUUUUUGCUGGUGUGACUGACGCUCGCUCAGUGGACAUCCAAGCUAGGUUUCAUGGCGAGUUUCCAUGAGAAGAUAAAGUGGAAGAUUUUUGUCGGUCUAUUUAUUUUUCUUUCCUGCCGUCAUUCACUGAAAACGUCAGCCGUUUUAUUCUGGCGCCACCUGGUGGCAUUUGACUUGAGCCCGACUGUCGUAAAACCUACCAAAGGUUUGUAGUCACCACAAAGCUGGUGUUUUGCCGCCCUCUUGUGGCACAUUUAGGCAAUUGCAACCCUUUUUUGUGACUGCCUCUCCAUGAAUGCAGAUCAAUAGAACUAAUUUGGAUAAAUCCUCGGUUUAUUCCUGCAAAUUCACAUGACGAGCGUUCAACGUUAAGAAUUCCUGAAAUCUUGCAAACCUCAUUUGAAAUAUAAGAAUAAUGUAGAUUACUUUUUUAAGAUGCAAUGCACUUGCUUUCUACGGACCCGUGCAAUAAAGUUUACAAGUAUAUAUUUGAAAUGUUCAAAGAAUAAAUUUAAACUAUUUCAGCCACUAAUUUGAAAUAGUAAUCCAAGUUGAAAAAUUUACAAGAAUAAGGUUAAAAUGUUGCUCGGCAAGAUAAAAUAAAAUAUUGCAAGAUUAAAUCUGGAAUUUUCCAAGAAUGCUUUUGAAAACUUUUAGAAUAAAUUUGAAAGAUGACUUUUAUGUAA
Molecule: messenger RNA, 3241 nt
Organism: Syngnathus typhle (broad-nosed pipefish)
Lineage: Eukaryota; Metazoa; Chordata; Actinopteri; Syngnathiformes; Syngnathidae
Product: solute carrier organic anion transporter family member 3A1-like
Exons: 9
Coding region: 379-2469 (696 amino acids)
Biological process (GO): sodium-independent organic anion transport; prostaglandin transport; transmembrane transport
Cellular component (GO): membrane
Molecular function (GO): protein binding
Source: RefSeq, a predicted model, not a curated record